Pocillopora damicornis (cauliflower coral) is the source of this 4166-nucleotide messenger RNA. RefSeq names its product peroxidasin homolog pxn-2. NCBI's taxonomy places the organism in Eukaryota, Metazoa, Cnidaria, Anthozoa, Scleractinia, Pocilloporidae. Gene Ontology annotation, molecular function: peroxidase activity; heme binding. Gene Ontology annotation, biological process: response to oxidative stress. The record is from RefSeq and is a predicted model, not a curated record.
AGUUUUAAGUCAGAAAAGUUAGAGCUAUUUGUUCGUUCCAACGCAAAGAAUCAACUGACUUGAAGAAAACAUGGCAGGAUAUUUUCUCAGUGCUUUGCUGCUUAUCUUGGUUCUGAGAUUUGAGCAGGGAUCCUCUUCUGUUUUCAACGACCCAGACCGGUUAGAAGGAGACACCUAUACCACAGCAGACGUGGCGGAUGACCUUGCCGAGCUGAAUGAUCUGGAAAUGGAACAGUUGCAAGACAGCGUGUCGGCCAACGUCUGCAAAGACAUCAGAGAUGAAUUCAAAGACGUGGCGAAAAAGUCCAUGGCUGAAGCCAAAAAAGAAAAACCUGAUAGCCUGAUAUUUUGGAGACAGGAAGCAGUUAGACGAAGUCUGAGAAGAAGCUUUCAGAUACUACAACAUGGUAAAAGAUCAAAGGUGGACAACUCGAUAGCGGUGAGGGCAUUACGCAACGAAGCUUGUGCCAAGCAUGCCAUACAAGACAUUUGUGAGACGACGAAGGUUUUGGACCUUUUAAACAUACCUUUGAAUACAAGAAAGAGGAGGAGAAGAAGGAUAUGCAAGAGGAAGGUUCUUAAAUGUUUAGAACACGAACCCCUGGGGAACAUAAAAUGUCCACAUAAGUCUCAGGAGAAAGCCCGUUUUAGAACAAUUGAUGGAACUUGCAAUAACGUGAAUCAACCCCUUUUUGGAGCAGCUGGUACUCCAUUCAUACGAGUACAACCAGCUGAUUAUGAAGAUAAGGUCUCGGCACCUCGCGUGGCACAAAGUGGAGACCAGUUACCUAACGCGAGGAACGUGAGUCGUUUCGUCCAUGGCAGCAAUGCAGACCGCCAAAACCCUAAUUCUCCAAGGCUGACCCACCUGGCCAUGAAUUGGGGUCAGUUCCUGGACCAUGACAUAGCGCUGGCGGAAGUUCAAAACGUUACUUGUGAAACUGUUCUCUCUAAUGAGUCAGAGUGUUUCAACGUUGAAGUUCCGGCCGAUGAUGACGUCUUCCAAAGCAGAGAAGUUAAAUUCUUCGAGUUGGUUCGAGAUGCUCCCCAUGAGUUUAAAAUAGAGUGUUCACCAGGACCAAGAGAGCACACCAACACGAUAACAGCUUUCAUCGACGCCUCCAACGUUUACGGCUCUAACGAGACGGAGGCUGAACACCUUCGAGCACCCGACGGGACAAUGAGAAUUAUGACAGCUCGUCACGGCUGCCCCCUAGGGGAUCUUUUACCCGCACAAACAGAUCGUGAGACACCAUGCGUGUCAAAAGAUCCUAACAGACCUUGUUUCGUAGCUGGAGACGAGCGCGCGAACGAGAAUCAAGGUCUCAUGUCAGUCCAUACUCUCUUCGUCCGUGAGCAUAACCGAAUAGCAACAUUUUUCGAUAAAAACACAGGAUGGGAAGCGGAGCAGAUUUACCAGGAGACCAGAAGAAUAGUUGGGGCGGAAUUACAAUUCAUUACAUACAACGAAUUUCUGCCACUGCUUCUUAGCCCCAAAACGAUCAGAGACAACAACCUCGCUCUGCUGAAAGGAAAACGGUAUUUUAAUGGUUACAACCCUGGUGUCAAUGCUCAAAUGUCUCAAGCCUUCUCUGCGGCGGCUUUCCGAUUUGGUCACAGUAUGGUUCAAGAGGAGUUUCGACGCUUAAGUCAGAAUGGCUUUGAACACAAAUAUAGCAAUGAUUGUAAGUCAGAGUUCUUGCCCAUCCCUGUAAAGGACUUUGGUAAUCCAACCUACUUAUACGAUAAGUGUAAUGGGGGUGUCGAUUCCAUUUUUAGAGGCUUGGUUAAAAGUUCAGCAGCCAAAGUUGAUGGGCUCUUUUCCAAGUCUAUACAAGAAAACUUGUUUCGAGGCCCUGGUGACUUGUCCGACCUAGUAUCCCUGAACAUUCAAAGAGGACGCGAACGUGGUGUGCCUUCAUACACAACAUAUCGAAACACGUUUUGUAAAAUUACGCCUAUAGUAAACAGCUUCGAAGAUCUGCAAAAGGCUUGCAUCACCCGAAAAGAUAUAGAUAAUUUGAAGUCCCAGUACCAGUCAGUCCACGACGUCGAUCUUUUUGUUGGAGGAAUGCUGGAGCCGGCAGAUUCAGAGGGAGGAGCACUAGGGAAAACCUUUCAGUGUCUAUUAGCUGACCAAUUCAAACGCCUACGAAAGGGCGACCGGGGUGUUACAUUCUUCGAGCUGAUUCGAGAUGCUCCCCAUGAGUUUAAGGUAGAGUGUUCACCAGGACCAAGAGAGCACACCAACAACAUAACAGCUUUCAUCGACGCCUCCAACGUUUACGGCUCUAACGAGAUGGAGGCUGAACACCUUCGAGCACCCGACGGGACAAUGAAAAUUAGGACACCUCAUCACGGCUGCCCCUUGAGGGAUCUUUUACCUGCACAAAAUGAUUCUGAGAUACCAUGCGCAUCAAAAGAUCCUAACAGACCUUGUUUCGUAGCCGGAGACGAGCGCGCGAACGAGAAUCAAGGUCUCAUGUCAGUUCAUACUCUCUUCGUCCGGGAGCAUAACCGAAUAGCAACAUUUUUCGAUAAAAACACAGGAUGGGAAGCGGAGCAGAUUUACCAGGAGACCAGGAGAAUAGUUGGGGCGGAAUUACAAUUCAUUACAUACAACGAAUUUCUGCCACUGCUUCUUAGCCCGAAAACGAUCAGAGACAACAACCUCGCUCUGCAGAAAGGAACACGGUAUUUUAAUGGUUACAACUCUUGUAUCAAUGCCCAAACGUCUCAAGCCUUCUCUGCGGCGGCUUACCGAUUUGGUCACAGUAUGGUUCAAGAGGAGUUUUUACGCUUAAGUCAGAAUGGCUUUGACCACAAAUGUAGCAAUGAUUCUAAGUCAGAGUUCUUGCCCAUCCCAGUAAAGGACUUUGGUAAUCCAACCUACUUAUACGAUAAGUGUAAUGGGGGUGUCGAUUCCAUUUUUAGAGGCUUGGUUAAAAGUCCAGCAUCCAAAGUUGAUGGGCUCUUUUCCAAGUCUGUACAAGAAAACUUGUUUCGAGGCCCUGGUGACUUGUCCGACCUCGUAUCCCUGAACAUCCAAAGAGGACGCGAACGUGGUUUGCCUUCAUACACAACAUAUCGAAACUCGUUUUGUAAAAUUACGCCUAUAGUAAACAGCUUCGAAGAUCUGCAAAAGGCUGGCAUCACCCAAAAGGAUAUAGAUAAUUUGAAGUCCCAGUACCAGUCAGUCCACGACGUCGAUCUUUUCGUUGGAGGAAUAUUGGAGCCUGCAGACUCAGAGGGAGGAGCACUAGGGAAAACCUUUCAAUGUCUAUUAGCUGACCAGUUCAAACGCCUACGAGAGGGUGACCGCUUCUGGCAUGAAAAUGCACCAAACCGAAGCCUGGACACUGAUAAAACAGCUUUUACGCGAUGCCAACUGCAAGAAAUAAGAAAGGUUACAUUGGCCAAGAUAAUCUGCGACAAUGCUGAGAACAUUCCAUCUAUCCCCAAGAGGGUAUUGCAACAGUCAAAGGUAUUCGUGGAUUGUAAUAAGCUUCCCAAAAUGAACCUGGAUGUGUUUACACCAGAUUUCAAAUGUCGGCAGAGAAGCAGAGUCUGGUGUGACUCCUCACACCCUUAGGAUGAAGAUGACGAAGGAUCGACUGAGUAAUCCGUCCACGAACACAGAAUAAUUCAUCAGCCUCAUCAGCCCCUUGACUCGGACCCGGGGAUUUGUACUUUGUUAGAAAACUAUAGAUUAUUUCGACCUCGGUUUAAUGUUUUAAGCUAGAUUUGCGCACGAUGUAAAGUGUAGAUUAAAGCAUUAAAAUUCAUAAAAUGGAGUAUGAGAAUUUUUGUUUAUGAAAUGUAACGUUUCUUUGUAACUGGCUGUACUGUUUUCAAACUUACAGGGGAUGGCGCCCUUAUUAUUACCAUUUGUAGCCUGCAAGAUGUUGCCAUUGGUGCAUCUGACAGGCGUUAAGCUAAUUUUGCUAUUGUUGUCGUUUUUUUAGUUUUAUGUAAGGAGGUUCCAUGUGUAAUUUCAAAAAGGCUAUCUAGAUCAUUAAUUUUGGAAGCCACAUUUCGCCUCAGAUAUUGGUGUAGUAAAGUUAACUUCAGUGACGCAUCAAUCAGUGUCUCGUUAUUGACUAUCAACUUACAUGCGUAGCGGAUCACUUUUCGAGUAUCAGCUCUAGAGUCUAAGUUCAAGAAGA